Pseudoliparis swirei is the source of this 4004-nucleotide messenger RNA. RefSeq names its product integrin alpha-5-like. Gene Ontology annotation, cellular component: external side of plasma membrane; integrin complex. NCBI's taxonomy places the organism in Eukaryota, Metazoa, Chordata, Actinopteri, Perciformes, Liparidae. The transcript has 30 exons. The record is from RefSeq and is a predicted model, not a curated record. Gene Ontology annotation, molecular function: integrin binding. Bases 163 to 3312 code for a protein of 1049 amino acids. Gene Ontology annotation, biological process: cell-matrix adhesion; angiogenesis; integrin-mediated signaling pathway.
UCAACGCACGGGACCUGUCCGUUGGAGCUGAUGGAGUGUGUGUGGCGCGGGACAUCUAAUAUUCAGGACACCAGUUUAUGAUCACUACAUUAAAGGAGCAGCACGGAUGACGCGUUUUGCGCCUCGGCAGUUCGAUGAAAGAGGAGACGCGCACAAGAAGAGAUGGGCACCGCUGCUGCACUUUCACCUCCCCGCUGUGGUCGCGCCGCGUCGGUCGGACCCGUAGUGGCGGCGGCGGUGCUGGUUCUGGCGCAGCUGUGCGCCGCUUUUAACCUGGACACGGAGAGACGCGUCGUUUACAGCGGACCGCGCGGGAGUUACUUCGGCUACUCCGUGGAGUUCUUCGGCAACUCAUCCAGUGUCAGUGUUUUGAUCGGCGCCCCGAAAGCCAACACCAGCCAACCGGACAUCACCGAAGGAGGAGCUGUGUUCCUGUGUCCCGGAAGCCAAGCUAACUGCAGCAUGAUCGACUUUGACAAGCAAGGUGAUCGAUAUUUUUACAUAAAUGGCGUGAACACUCAGGUUGAGUUCAAGUCCCAUCAGUGGCUAGGAGCUACUGUGCGUUCCCAUGGCAACAACAUCCUGGCUUGUGCUCCCAGGUAUUACUGGAGGACCGAACACGACCUACCCUUUUCCGACAUCACAGGAACCUGCUACCUCUCUGUCGAUGGUCUCAAAACGUUCGUGGAGUACGCCCCCUGCCGGACAGAAAGACAUGGACCUGUUGGACAGGGCUAUUGUCAGGGGGGAUUUAGUGCAGACUUCACCAAGGACGGCAGGGUUGUGCUUGGAGGACCGGGCAGCUUCUACUGGCAAGGCCAGCUGAUCUCAGCCACCACAGAGGAGAUAGUGAAGGCUUACUACCCCUCCUACUUUCUGCUGUCCGUCGCCGGGCAGAUUCAGACACGGCAGGUGCAGGGGAGCUAUGAUGACAGUUACCUGGGUUAUUCUGUGGCUGGUGGCGAGUUCAGUGGGGAUGAUGAUGAAGAUUUCGUCACCGGAGUUCCAAAAGGACUCAUGCUGUAUGGAGCAGUGUCAAUAUUAAAUGGAAGGGAUCUGACGUCUCUGGUCAACUUGACAGGGGAGCAGAUGGGGUCCUACUUCGGCUAUGCGGUGGCAGCCACCGACGUCAACAACGACGGUUUGGAUGACCUGGUGGUGGGUGCUCCGAUGUUUAUGCGUCGAGGGGUCGAUGGGCGUCUGGAGGAGCUGGGCAAGGUGUAUGUGUACCUCCAGAGGGGCCCUCUGCUGCUGGAGCCCAGCCAGUCCCACCUCCUGGGUCAACAGGCCUUCAGCCGGUUCGGCACGUCUCUGGCACCGCUGGGUGAUCUCAACCAGGAUGGAUUCAACGACUUGGCCGUCGGCUGUCCCUACGGAGGAGACGAGCAGGAUGGACUGGUCCUCAUUUAUAACGGUCACGCUGGAGGACUGAUGGACACGCCGACUCAGACUCUUUCUGGCCAAUGGGCUUCCAGCUCUUUCCCAGCCAGCUUUGGCUUUGCCCUGCGAGGCGACAGAGAUCUGGACCAAAACGGCUAUCCAGAUCUGGUUGUUGGUGCUUUUGGGGUUGAUAAAGCGGUGCUAUACAGGGCCCGGCCGAUAGUGAGCGCCAGUGCGUCUCUGACGGUGCAGCCGACCAUGUUCAACCAGGAGGAGAAGACGUGUGAGCUGGUCACAGCGAAUGAAACCGUCGCUGUGUCAUGUGUCAGCAUCGGAUUCUGCCUGCUAGCUAAUGGAAAGCACCUCCCCUCUCCUCUAGGCUUUGUGGUGGAGGUCCAGCUGGACAGUGUGAAGCAGCACCAGAAGGACUCCGUCAGGAGGACCCUGUUCCUGGACACCCAGCGGCCCAGUCUGCACAAGACCCUGCGCCUCACCAACGGAGAGCGCCUAUGCCACGACGCCAGGAUCUACCUGCGGAGCGAAGACGAGUUCCGAGACAAACUCUCCCCCAUUUUCAUCAGCCUCAACUUCAGUCUGGAUCCUCAGGCCCCAGUGGACCGGCAUGGCCUCAGACCAAUCCUGAAUUAUGAGACAGAACAGCGUAUUGAGCAGAAGGCCCAGAUUCAACUCGAUUGCGGAGAGGACAACAUCUGCGUCCCUGACCUUGAGCUGGCUGUUUACGGUGACAGAGCAGAAGUUUACCUGGGUGGUGAAAACUCCCUGAGCCUGACGUUCAACGCCAGGAACGAGGGAGAGGGAGGGGCGUACGAGGCCGAGCUCUACGUGGUGCUUCCCCCAGAGGCCGACUACAGCGGGAUAGCUCGCAACAAUGUGAGCUUGACUCAGCUGACGUGCAGCUAUGAGGCAGAAAACCAGACCCGCUACCUCCUGUGUGACCUGGGAAACCCCAUGAAGUCUGGUACCAGUUUAUGGGCCGGCCUCCGGUUCACGGUGCCCAGACUGAAGGACACUCACAACACUGUACAGUUUGAGCUCCAAAUACGAAGCAAAAAUGUAAACAACUCAGAGAGCGAGGUGGUGCUGUUUGAGCUGGAGGUGGCUGCCAUGGCUGACGUCAUUUUGCAAGGUGUUUCUCGCCCAGACAAAGUCAUCUUUCCCCCUCCGAACUGGAGCAUUACUCAGAGUCUGAGGGGCGAGCGGGACGUCGGCCCUGAGCUCCAGCAGGUCUACGAGUUAGUGAACAACGGUCCCAGCGUGGUCAGCCAGUCCACUUUGGAGGUGCGCUGUCCUCUGAGGGCUCACGGCCACGAGCUGCUCUACCCCGUGGAGGUGGUCACCGAGGGCCCGCUCAGCUGCUCCUCCAAACACACCUUCAAUGCACUGAAACUCAAGCUCCAGCCUCCAGCAGCAGGGCUAAAAUCUAGCGCUGAGCACCUGAUCCGGAGGAGGGAGGUGUCCCGAGAUCUUCUGGCUGAACAAGGAAACUUGACGUGCUCGACGGUGGAGUGCUGGCUGCUGCAGUGUCACGUUGGGCUGCUGGAGAAAGGCGCCAACGUCAUCCUGACUUUGCGCUCCAGACUGUGGGCCGAGACCUUCAUCGAGAGGGCCUAUAAGCAGUAUGUUCUAGAGUGCUCUGUCCAGUACAAGGUGGACAGAAUGCCAUAUUCCAUUGCUCCCAAAUUCAAGCCAUCAGGAUCCAAAAAGGUGGUGACGACCGUGCUGUGGAACAAGCCGGACAAUCCGUUCCCCGUUCCAGUGUGGAUCAUCAUCCUGGCUAUUCUAGCUGGGUUGUUGUUGCUCGCCCUGCUCAUAUAUCUACUAUACAAGAUGGGCUUCUUUAAACGGUCCGACCCGUACGGCACCACCAUGGAGAAGGCCCAGCUCAGACCCCAGGCGUCCUCUGAAGCCUAGAUCCUCCCCUGCAGCUGCUCCAGAGAACUGGAAUCCUCGUCUCUCUCUUUUGCCAAACAAAUAAGGAAACUAGCUAAUGGGGGGGGGGGGGGAAAGCAGGCAGGCAACCCCUUUAUGAACGGACAGCUCUGGGCGCUGCAUUACCGGACCGGUGGCAGAAAGCCAAAGCAGGAAAGACCGCCAAGGGUCGUGUGGUCGAACAUGAACUGCUGAUUCAGACACGACGCCAACGAGGGGUUCGCCUUGUAAGAAGCUCAUCUCUGCGGGAAAAAAAUGCUUCGUUUGGAAUUUACUCCUCGCAUCUUGUUGACCCGGAAAGGAUUAGAACUUCACGGCCUACAUCAAUACAGGAAAAUAAAUGCACCUCCAACAAAAGGCACUAACGCUACAGUAUUUCUGCAUGCCUAAAAGGUGCAUUCAAGCCAUGUUUGCAAUUCCCGGAGUUCAAUAUGUCUUUGUGUGACUCAUCCACCACUCUUUAUUUAUGGCACAGUGUUUUCCCUUUGUGGUUGUUGAAUGUUGCACUGUGCCGUCUGCAGGACAAUCCUGAUGAAACUACGACACUUAACUUGAACUAACCCUCUCCCAUAUUGGGAGGUUUUGUUGUGUAUGUCGUGUUGUAUGUCAUGUGUUCAUUGCGUUGUGACCCAUUGGUGUUGUGGCCCAGAAUAAAAGCAUCAUUUUGUAUACUC